AUGGCAGAUAAUAACACACACAGUUAUGGCUGGCAAAGCCGGCCAUCACAUCCUCUUCAUCCUUCCUCGAUGGCUAUGGACCAACAACCGUUUCCCCAACCACAGACUCUCCCACCAUCGACUGGAUACCACGUCGGAUAUCAUACUCCGCAGACCACAACGCAAGGCUUUUAUCAGCCGGGAAUUCCGGCACCUCAAUAUCUUUGCUCGCCACAUCCAGGUCUGCUUCAAAGCCGACAGCAUCCCCGAAGUUCUUCCAUUCCAUAUGCCUUCCCCAGCAGCCACAUUGCAGGCAGCCCACCAACAAUAGCGGAACAGUCGUUCACUUCAUCGCCUCCCUCAUACUUAGUUAACCAUCAAGAGUAUUAUUAUUCUCAGGCUCCUUCGCUAUCGUCAAAUCCAAGCUCUUUAGCAGUGAGCCCUCAGUCACAACAUAUAAUGACACCAGGAACAGUAUACUCGUCUCCCGAUACAGCACCGGCAGGCUCAGACGCAGAUCAACAAGUCCGCGUCAUUAGCUUCCGACCGAAACCGCAGUGCUGGGACCACGGAUGCAACGGCCGUGAAUUUUCAACUUUUAGCAACCUACUCCGUCAUCAAAGGGAGAAGUCAGGCGUGGUUGCCAAGGCAGAAUGCCCCAGCUGUGGUGCCGUAUUUACGCGAACAACUGCUCGAAACAUUCAUGUCUCUCAAGGGAAAUGUAAAGGUGGAGGGAGGGAAACAUCAAGCGAGUGA
Messenger RNA from Aspergillus nomiae NRRL 13137, 735 nucleotides. RefSeq lists its product as uncharacterized. The coding region runs from base 1 to 735 and encodes 244 amino acids. The record is from RefSeq and is a predicted model, not a curated record. The transcript has 5 exons. Lineage: Eukaryota; Fungi; Ascomycota; Eurotiomycetes; Eurotiales; Aspergillaceae.